AUGACUGGCACAUACCAAGAAAUCAAGCAGUUCAGGAACGGGUGGUGCUGGAACUCCCAAGGUACGGCGAUGAUGUAUGGCGGAUACAAUACAAUACAGAGAUGGGAGCAGGAUGAUAAGCAGCAGAUGAACAACGUUGGGGGGAAUUCACUGCAUGACCUCAAUCAGGGAUUCACAUGUACCGGUACCUGGUUAACUCAUAAUCCUCACCUCAGACCGAAGUACAUGGGGAACCACCAGCCCGCUGCCGCCUCUGAUUGGGGAAGUCGGAAGAACAAGAUGUCAACGGGCGGGAGAGCAUUCCCCGGCCAAGCUGCGAGCCGGAUCGCUGUGUUGCUCCUGGCAGAAGAGCAACAGCCGCCUGGGCAGGUUAAGCCCCAAGGCAGCGAGCAGAGGGCGAGAGGUACCGGUACAUUCGUCAGUGCAUGGGCCCAGGCCGCUUCGGGUUUAGUGGCUGCCGAAACCGCUGGGGGACUGGGCCACGGUGGCUUGGCACGCUAG
Coccidioides immitis RS is the source of this 501-nucleotide messenger RNA. RefSeq lists its product as uncharacterized. The transcript is spliced from 3 exons. The record is from RefSeq and is a predicted model, not a curated record. The coding region runs from base 1 to 501 and encodes 166 amino acids. Lineage: Eukaryota; Fungi; Ascomycota; Eurotiomycetes; Onygenales; Onygenaceae.